GAAGGCGGGCCUGCCAGUGUGUGGACUGCGGCCGCGCCAUGAACAUCUUGCCCAAGAAGAGCUGGCACGUCCGGAAUAAGGACAACGUCGCUCGCGUGCGCCGUGAUGAGGCGCAGGCCCGGGAGGAAGAGAAGGAGCGCGAGCGGAGGGUGCUGCUCGCUGAGCAAGAGGCGCGCACCGAAUUCCUGCGGAAGAAAGCCAGACAGCAGAGCGCGCUACCUGCUCUCCACACAGCAGAGGCGGGAGCUCCGGAAUCCGGUCCUGUGGACCUGUUUCGGGAUCUGCUGGUGGAAGGAAAAGGGGUGACCAAAGGCAACAAAGAGUACGAGGAAGAAAAGCGGCAGGAGAAGGAGCGGCAGGAGAAGGCGCUGGGCAUCCUCACCUACCUAGGCCAGAGUGCAGCAGAGGCCCAGACACAGCCCCCCUGGUAUCAGCUCCCCCCGCAGCGAGGAGCCCCCCAGCCAGGCCCGGGCCCUGACGAGAAGAUCAAGAGCCGCCUGGACCCGCUGUGGGAGGUGCAGAAGCAUCUGCGGAGGAAGAGGCAGCACAGCAGUGGCGGAGGCAGCAGGGACCUCCCCAGGAAGGAGCCGUGGGCGACCAGGCCGACUGUGCCGCCAUCACUGGACCAGCUCCGAGCAGAGCGGCUCCGCCGGGAAGCAGCAGAACGGGCCCGUGCAGAAGCCCUGCUGGCCCAGGUCCAAGGCCGCACGGCUCGGGAAGGUGGGCCACAAGACGAAGAAACAGACGAGCGACACCGCCGCUACAACUCCCAGUUCAACCCCCAGCUGGCCCGGCGUCCCCGCCGGCAGGAUGCCCCUCCUGCUCGCUGAUUUCUGAGGGGUACAG
Molecule: messenger RNA, 846 nt
Organism: Octodon degus (degu)
Lineage: Eukaryota; Metazoa; Chordata; Mammalia; Rodentia; Octodontidae
Gene: Leng1
Product: leukocyte receptor cluster member 1
Exons: 4
Coding region: 39-830 (263 amino acids)
Source: RefSeq, a predicted model, not a curated record